AUUGCGAAAAAAAAAAUUCGGAGAAAACGACAUUUAAUAUUAUAAAUAUGUUUAUAAAUUAGGGCGCCAGGAGCCGCAGCAGCUGCCAGAAUGAGUCUCAACCUGGGUGGCUGGAUCCACAGCUUCACUGUGACGGACACGCAGGAGCACAAGGGAGGCUACACGAUAUAUAAAAUCACCUCGAUCGUCUUCCCGAGGUCGGUACCCCAGGCUCUGACCUGCCUGGUGGUGUGGAAACGAUUCCACGACGUGAAGCGGCUGCAUCGCGAGCUGAGCCGGCGGCACAAAAGCCUCCAGCUGCCCGGCAAGUUGCCCGUGCCCACAGACAGCUCCUACUUCAAGCGAUUUGACGCGGCGGUCAUCCAGCGGCGCAAGGAGUAUAUUCUUCAGCUACUGGACUUUGCUGCUCAACAUCCGGCGCUGUACAAGUGCUCCACCUUUACGCAGUUCUUCCAUGAGACGCCGUCUCCGAAUGGAUCGCCGCUUAAGAAGCUGUACGUGGAGCGAUCCCUCCGUCUACAAACGGCGGAAACUGGUUGUAGUGGAGGAGCAGGUGGAACGGGUACGGGGGCUGGAGCCAUAGCGGACAUUUGCGAUAAACUCGAUUUGCCCUAUGAUCCGCACGAUGCGGGGGGCAUAACGCCUCUGGAUCCGCGCUGCGAUAAGGAGCAACCGAACGACGUUGUAGCCCAUGCCAAGGAAACUGAAAACGAAAUGGAAUCCAAACCGGAACCUAAGCCGGAUGAUGCCUCUUCUAAGCGGGAUUACCUCCGACUAUUAACGCCCAUGGCCUCUAUAGAAAGCGAUGAUAGCGACUACAUCUACGAGGCGGCCCUGGAGUUCAGCCAUGCCGUCCAAGCGGAAGUCAAUCUAGAGUACGUCGAAGCCCACGAGCGCUAUAAGCAUGGCGUUGACCUCCUACUCCACGGAGCCAAGCAGGAUGCAAAUGAAGAGCGUAGGUUUAUAGCCAAGGCCAAGAUAGCAAAGUAUUUGGCCCGGGCCGAGGAGAUACACGCCAACUUUCUGGCCAACAAUUGUCCCACGAAGAAGCUUCAGUUUCAGCUUUCACUGGACAUGACAGACGGCGGAAGUGUGACCCAGUUGGAGUGCCCCUGGAACCAGUUGGCGCGCUACAAAGUGCUAAAGGUGCUCCAAGAGAGGGUGAUGCAGGUGCAGUGUGUGACGAAAUCCCAGCAGCCGGCGGCCAUUAUGAAGGGCAUCGAGAAGCCGGCCAGCAACUCGCUCACCCAGAGCAUCUUUCUGCCCCAGCAGGUGCCGUACAUGGUCCAGUUACUAGCCUACUUCCAGUCUGAGCAAAAAAUCUUCCUGCUUCUGCGGCAGGCGGAGGGCGGCCGGCUGUACGAUUACCUGCAGACCUAUACUCCCACGGGAAGCAAGUGUGGCAAUUACGGGGAGCUCUUUCCUUUGGAUCAGGAGCCGGAUAAGGAGGGCGCAGAUGAACAGCCUCUUACCGCGGAUAGCGAGGUGAGCGAUCUGUUGCGCAGCUCUCAGCAGCUGCUGAAGUCAGUAACAAACACACUUAGCAACCUGCAAGCGGGCGUAGUGACGCCCAAAAAACAAAAAACGGAUGGAACUCGCAUCCGAAGUAAACCCAUUCCGGAACAGUGUCUGCGUCAAUGGGCAUGCGAACUGGCCAUCGCCAUACACAGUCUGCAUGGCAAGGGCGUGAUCCUGAGGGAUCUGCACAUGGCCAACAUAUUGCUGGGCGCCAAGGGCCAGCUGCUACUCACGUAUUUUCAUCAGAACGAAGGUCUAAGCUCGGACGACAACUACGUGCACAAGGCACUCAGUUUGGAGGCGUUGGGUAAUCACUUUGUGGCUCCAGAGAGACCUCUGAGCUUCCGUUCGGAUUGGUGGAGCUAUGGCGUGGUCCUCUAUCAGCUCCUCCUGGGAGUGCCUUACAAAGCCACACAUCCAGGGCAGCUGGAACUGUAUGGCUGUGUCCAGUUUCCAAGCGCAUCCUUGGAGAUUUCCGACCAUGCUAAGGACCUACUGGAGCAGCUACUACAAUUAACGCCCGAGCUUCGUUUGGACUACGAACAAUUGCAGACACAUGCCUUUUUCAAGGGAAUAGAUUGGCAAUCAGUAUUGCAACAGGGAACUGUGUCCACGUGAAAAUAACCUCUACUUGCUUACACUUUAAGUUAUUUUUGCUUAUGAAUCUUUAAAGCUUCUCAAGUAUUUUAUUAUUUUUAUAUUGUACCUGAGAAAGAUACCAGGGAAAUUCAGUGGUCUCUUUUGUUAAUAUUGUGUUUUGCUUU
Molecule: messenger RNA, 2282 nt
Organism: Drosophila gunungcola (fruit fly)
Lineage: Eukaryota; Metazoa; Arthropoda; Insecta; Diptera; Drosophilidae
Product: ribosomal protein S6 kinase delta-1
Exons: 3
Coding region: 91-2136 (681 amino acids)
Biological process (GO): protein phosphorylation
Molecular function (GO): ATP binding; protein kinase activity; phosphatidylinositol binding
Source: RefSeq, a predicted model, not a curated record